Molecule: messenger RNA, 1191 nt
Organism: Strongylocentrotus purpuratus (purple sea urchin)
Lineage: Eukaryota; Metazoa; Echinodermata; Echinoidea; Camarodonta; Strongylocentrotidae
Product: transmembrane protein 216
Exons: 6
Coding region: 72-557 (161 amino acids)
Biological process (GO): non-motile cilium assembly
Cellular component (GO): ciliary transition zone
Source: RefSeq, a predicted model, not a curated record
AGCAUAGUGGAGUCAACGCAAUACGCUGAGGAAUUAAUUUCUUAUAGGAACAGAUACGGAAAAGGUCUGAAAUGGCGAAUGGAGAAGGAACGAGUUCUGCUCCAGCUACCAGCGCAGCACCUAGGAGAGGGAAAACGAUAGCUGUUCUCUCAUCUCUGCCUCUACAAAUACUCUUCUAUUUGAAUGGAUGGUAUUUUGCCUUUCUCUGGCUGUGUGAAGCAUUGAUGUACAUUUACAAAGGUUCAGUACUACCAUACCCCACAGAGAAUCUGGCUGGAGAAUGGGUCCUUAUCUUCCUCUUAGUUGCCAUUGAGUAUGUCAGGUUGUUCUUAGGAAAGAAAGGGAACCUGACGGAGAAGGUCGUCCAUCUUGCCGUAUCCUUGGCGUUAUCCAUGGCAACACUGUUUGGCGCCCUCUAUCUCAUCUUGUGGCAGACCUACGUGUUACGAGCGGAGUUAAUCCUCAAUGCAGUGCUUCUUUGCUUCCUGGGGCUUGAACUGGUAUUCAGUAUAAUUGCUGUCAUCUCAUUCGGCAGGGCAAAUCAAACAGUAAGAUGAGAGGUCCAGACGGUACUUAGCUCCUAGUCAUCACCCAGUACUACUCCAGGGGGUGUUUCACUAAGCCUUUUUUCAAUGACAAAUGACAAAAAUCAGUGACAAAUCUGCUGAUAACCAAACACAAACUGUCAUUUGUCACUGAUGAAAAGUUUUGUCAAACGCCCCCAGCAGCGAAGGAUGAUGUAUUUCUACAGAUACUGCCUCGUCUUGGGAAACUGCUUUGAAGGAAUGAAAAAACGACUCUAUUUUGCUGUGAAUUUUCACCAUGUUUCAGUUUAACAUAGCCCGAUGCAAAAUUUUACUUGAUCUAGCAGAAAAUUUAAGUAUAAAAUGAGAUUCCUUUAUUUCGUAAAUUUAAAUUUUCACUUCUGUCAUGGGGGGGGGGGUGAUUUAAAUGUGACCUAAUCCCAUCACAGUUUGUCUUCAUUAUUGGAAAUAUUCUCAAUUUUCUUUUUCAUUUCCUAUUUUAAAUCUUUUACCAACUUUUUAAAAAUAUAAUCAUUACCAACAAAAAGUCACCUUUAUGUACAUGGGAUGUUAAAUAGUCACUCAGACAUUUGAAAUAGAAUGUGUGACUAAAUUUGCAAGCCUUUUGUUUUCUUUGGGUAUUGCCAGCCAAGAAAAAACCUUGAAA